CCUUUGCUUAUUCCCAUGAAGAUCAAGGGAUGGUUCUGGCAGUCCCAGCCUUUCCUUCCUGAUAUCCACUAUCCUUCUGCAUCUUGCAGGUCUUGCUUUCUGGACUUGUCAGCCUUGUGGACUCCUGUGCACACCUCUUCAGCUAUGAGUAGAUCAGUAGGAUUUAAUAUCUGUGUGGUCACCUGCUGCAUCUUGCUCUUAUCCUCCAGCCCACCAUGCCUUGCAUCUCCACUGCUGGAGGAGAGGGACAUGACAAAGACCCAGUAUGGCUCAUGGGCAGGGAAUGGGGUGGAAGAUGAAAGGACAAGCAUGCCGAACUUAAUAAAUAAGCUUGGCCCUUCUGAGCAAACCCUCUCUGAGGAGCCAUCUGGAGUGUCAGCAAAGCCAUCUGGGAUGCCCUUAAAUGAGGUUUUCACUGCUGAAAGAGAAACGCAGCCUGUAAGCCCAAGCCGUACCUUCCUAGGCAGCCAGAGCCUGGAUGUCAGCACCACCAUGCCUGGGGCAGUGGCUGCUGCAGAAGAGGAGCUCAGUCCCACCAACUCAGAACUGAAUGAAAGUGAAGAGUUUAAGGCCAUGCUGACCACAGCUGUGACCACCCUGAGCCCUCCUGUCCAGGAGGAACCCAUCAGCAAGGCCACCACAGAGGACUGUGAGGUGGGGCAGAGCUCUGCCAGCCUCCUGGCAAACCUCCCUUCUGUCACAGCUGCAACAGAGGAGAUAGCAGAGAGCAGCUCGUACCCCUCAGCUGCCCCCCAGCCCCACAGUGAGCAAGUGCCCACUUGGCAGCCCAGCACUCCCAGCCUGGAAGGGGCGAGUGACUACCUCAUCAUCCCAAGUGCACAGGCCCCAAGUGAGAGCUUUGAGGUGGGAACACCAGAAGUCAACACAGGCAGUGCUCUGAGGCUUCUGGCUUCACAAGGAGCCACCACUGUGAACCACCCCCUCGUGACCACUGAGGCCAACCUCCAUCUGGGGGCAGACACAGGUGUGGGGCAAGGAGAGCAGCCCACUGCAGUGAGCACUGCCUCCAGCCUGCCUACUGACUCUGUGCCCCUAGACUGGGAUGACACCAAGCUGGGGAGUACAAGUCAAGGGGGAAGCGUGCAGCAUGAGGAGGUGGGAGAGGACCAAGUGGCAACAAAAGCAUCUGUGAUCCCACUGGGAGAUAUGGAGGAAAAGGAGGAUGAUGUGACAAGAGUGCUGCCAUCCCCAGCGUCUGCUCCACCAACUCCAGGGCUUGCAAAGGAGAUCAACUGCACAACCCCUGCAGCGAUGCAUGGGGAAGAUAUGCUGGUUACUUCCACAGCCAGCAGUGAUGUUUCUCUCACAGGGGACUUGCCAGAUGUAGACACAGGUAGUCUGAACUCUCUGGAAAACGUAAACAUGGUCACAGCAGAAGAGAGGAGCAUCCCUCCUUCACAUCCAGAGGCUCCUGUGAUGACAGACAUAACAUCUGAUCUCUCCUCUACUCUGGAGAGCUCACUGGAAGGCCUUACUCAGGAGGUGACAACUAUUGCCCAGGAGGCUGCUGCUGCUCUCACAGCUGUGACACUGCCGCCUGCUCCUGCCCAGGGGACAGGAGCUGCAAGCCUUCCCCAGGAAACCAGUGGGGAGGACACCCAGGUGCUGAGUGCCCCUGGUGCCACCCAGAUGCUGACAGCUGCAGGCACCUCCACGGUGAAAACUCCAGGUGUGGAAGAUCUCACAGAUAUGGUCCUGGUCACUGGUGAGAAGGCUGUUCCAUCUCCGGGUGGGUUGCUGGCUACACAGUCUGGGCAAACAGAGGAACCAUCCAGCAAAACGAUGGUCCCGGUGACUCCAGCAUCAGUCACAUCUUCAGUCAGGAGGACAGCUCUUCCAGUUGUGAGGAAGAUUAGUACAGCUGUAACCUAUGGGCUGGAUCGGCUGGAGUCAGAAGAGGCCGAGGAAGAGGAAGAGGAUGAAGAGGAGGAGGAAGAAGAAGAGGAGGAGGAGGAAGAUGAAGAGGACAAAGAGAUAGAUUCUAUGGACGAAAGCAUGGAGGGUGACACAGAGCUGCCGGGCUUCACGCUUCCAGGCGAGACGUCCCAGGAGCCCAUAGCUGGCCUGGAGAACCCUGCAGCUCAGCUGGCUGGGGUGUCCUACCAGGUUCCUGACACCAUUGAGUGGGAGCAGCAGAACCAAGGGUUGGUGAGAAGCUGGAUGGAGAAGCUGAAAGAUAAGGCAGGAUACAUGUCGGGGAUGCUGGUUCCCGUAGGAGUCGGGAUAGCUGGAGCCCUCUUCAUCCUCGGAGCACUCUACAGCAUUAAGAUUAUGAAUCGCCGGAGGAGGAACGGCUCAAAGAGGCAUAAAAGAAAGCAGAGGGAAUUUAACAGCAUGCAAGACCGAGUAAUGCUCCUAGCCGACAGCUCUGAAGACGAAUUUUGAAUUGAACUGCAGUGCCCUUGCGAUAUCCAGUGACUUGUAAAAGGAGGGAGGGGAGGAAGAGAAAAGAAGGAAGGACUUUCUGCUGCAUCGCUGCUCUCAGCCACCCCAAACACCGAGCAGUGCUUGGUACCACCCCGUCGAACCAGCAUGCUAUGCUCUCCAUGUACUGCGCGGUGAUGUUUGUUUUGAUACAGUAGUGAGAUUUCACAUUCGCACCCGGCGCCUCAUUCAGAUCCACAGCGCAUCUCGCUGCAGCGGGAGCUGAUCCGUGUGGAUGAUUAUUUUCCUAUUAUCCUGCUGUACUAUUUCGGUCCUGGCUGGCAGUAAUCUAAUCUUAACAAUAGCUCUCAGCUAACCUGGGAAUGGAUAUCUUUACCGUGAAUGACUUCUGUCCAAUUUGUUAAUUUUAAAUGUUAACGUUACCUGAGCUAGAGUUCAUUAGUGCUGAGAUUAGCUGCUCUGCUUAAUUAAUGAAUUAUCCACUUGGACUGUAUCCCUCAUCGUCUGAGAAGUGCCCGAGUACAGUGCUGUUGAUACAGUUUGAAGCACACUUCUAUCCUCUUUUCCCCAAUUCCCCCCCCCCCUUCUUUUACAACCCCUGCCUUCAAGCUCUGCUCCUCGCUUCUUGGAAACACGUGGGAAUGGCCUCAACACUUGAUUCACAGCAAAAAUUUUAGUCCAUUUUCAACCAGCACCGUCCGUUACAGCACAAUAAAUACCAGCACUCACGUACCGAUGGGUAGUCUUGCAUGGAUCCCUUAGCUUUUGUUCAGUGUGCAGGUAGGUAAAAGGAAAGACAGGGGAGCUUUCCUCUGUUUGUAGGCACCAGUGGCUGCUUUGCCUCUAACACAUGGCUGCGUUCACGUCGACACGGCGGUGAAGCAUGUCUCCUUCCCCAACUGCAAGCUGCAUUUUCAGCCCCUGAAAGCUCCGUGAGUGGCAGAAGCUUUGGGAGAGCUGAUGGGUCUUGUCUCCGUGCCACUGAAAGCAAGGAAGGCACCAGAGGUGGCUGAGCUGUCAGGGUGUCACGAGGCUCCUGGCUGAUGGGGGGACAGCUGGAAAGCAGCAGCCCCAGUUGGAGGCACGUCCAGGGGAGGGGAGCUGGUUGAGCUGGGAACUCUUGGCCGUGGGGAAGAGGUGUAGGUGUAGGACAGGUGGCUGUGGAGGGCUGUGGAGAUGGAUCCUAAUGGUGCUGUGGGGUGAAGGCAAGCUGCCUGUGCUGCUGGCACCAAAUUGCAGAGGGAAACAGGCAGUGUCUGACAUCACUGAACUGAGCAGGGGAAGCUAAUGGUGCUUUGGACAGUCAAAAUAGCUAAUAACAAAGGGCUGCGUUACUUCUCUCUCUUGCCAGUUGUGAAAUGACUCUUUGAUCUUCUGUUUAUGCAAAAUAUCCGUGUUUCCAAGGUGGAAAUCACUGUUGUGUGCGGAAUGAUCCAUCAUACAGAGAGCAGCGUCUGUCGCUGAAGGAGGCUUGGUUGGAGAAAUGAGGUCAGACUGAGAUAAGUCCCACUGAGUCUUCGGGGAGGUGUGAGGAAGAGGUGCAUGAGGAGACACCCAUGCAGGACUUCAUGCUCAGUAACGGUGAAAAGGCUGUCAGGGUGCUGAGGAUAGAUAUACUUGAUGGUAAGCUUAUGUCUCGUAGGCGUGUGAAUGGGUUUGGGUGGUAGAAACAACAUUCAGAAGGGCACAC
This is a messenger RNA of Numida meleagris (helmeted guineafowl), 4096 nucleotides long. It is a transcript of the gene ARMH4, whose product is annotated as chromosome 6 C14orf37 homolog. The record is from RefSeq and is a predicted model, not a curated record. Bases 16 to 2406 code for a protein of 796 amino acids. Lineage: Eukaryota; Metazoa; Chordata; Aves; Galliformes; Numididae. The transcript is spliced from 8 exons.